Molecule: messenger RNA, 2080 nt
Organism: Elgaria multicarinata webbii
Lineage: Eukaryota; Metazoa; Chordata; Lepidosauria; Squamata; Anguidae
Gene: MUL1
Product: mitochondrial E3 ubiquitin protein ligase 1
Exons: 6
Coding region: 474-1526 (350 amino acids)
Biological process (GO): organelle organization; protein ubiquitination
Cellular component (GO): mitochondrion
Molecular function (GO): ubiquitin-protein transferase activity
Source: RefSeq, a predicted model, not a curated record
GAGGGAGAAAUCUUCCUUCCCGGAAGUGGAGCGACGGAGGGACACUAAAGGCGGGACAGACCAUGACAGCCUCCACUUAAAGAAUGGCAGCUUGUUUUAAGAACAGGAGCAACUUAAGAAUAGGAUCCUCUGAAAAAUUCGGUGAAUAAGACAGCGCAGGUGCAGAACAAAAGCCUCACAUGGAAGAGCCCCCUUUCCUCUCCAAAAUCUGCUCACUCAAGACUUUCCCUGACUGAGGGUGGAUUUUUUGGAAUCACAAUCACAGCUUAAGUGGUCCUGGGGAAAAAAAAAAAAACUCAGUCGAGUAACGUGAGCCUUGGAGAGUUAAAUCUUAGAACUUUGUACUGCGGACUGGAGUUAGACCUUUUCGGCUUUCCUGUGCUCUGCUUUUCAGUUCCAGUUGAGUUCUCUCCCCAGCCAGAUGCAUGUUUGCCUGCAGUAAGAAACGUAUACGCCAGAGUUAGAUUGUAACGAUGGAUGCUGCCGGGCGUCCUUCAACAGGCCAAGUUAUUCUCCUGGCAACCAGUUCAGCUGUAACUGCAAUUCUCUAUGCCGUUUACAGACACAAGUCAAAAGUUGUUCACAGCCUGAAGGCAGCCAAAAAGAUCUCCCUAGACCAGGACUUGAAGAGUAUCCUUAUGGAAGCGCCAGGAAAGUGUGUUCCCUAUGCAGUGAUAGAAGUUGUUGGUUUCCACCCCACCCCCCACCUGAUAGGUGUUGUACGGUCUGUUAAGGAAACUCUCAACAGCCAGUUCGUGGAAAACUGCAAGGGAGUGGUUCAAAGGCUCACCCUCCAGGAGCACAAGAUGGUGUGGAACCGAACCACUCACCUCUGGAACGACUACGAGAAGAUCAUCCACCAGAGAACCAACACCACGACUUUUGAUUUGGUGCCCCAGGAAGGAGAAGCCGACGUCUCAGUCCGGGUCCAGAAGCCGCUGGACGCCACCGAGCUCAGCUUGGAAACGGUGUACGAAAAGUUCCACCCCUCCGUCCAGUCCUUGACCGACGUGAUCGGCCACUACAUCAGCGGGGAGCGGCCCAAAGGCAUCCGGGAGACGGAGGAGAUGUUGAAGGUGGGGGCGGUGCUCACCGGGGUGGGGGAGCUGGUCCUCGACAACCGCACCAUCAAGCUGCAGCCCCCCAAGCAGGGCCUGCAUUACUACCUCAGCAGCCUGGACUUCGACGCCUUGCUCCAGAAGCGAGAGUCGAGCGUCCGGCUCUGGAGGGUCCUGACCGUCGUCUUCGGCUUCGCCACCUGCGCCGUGCUCUUCGCCAUCCUGCACAAGCAGUACCGCCGGCACCAGGAGCGACGGCGCCUGCGGCAGAUGCAGGAGACGAUCGCGGCCGGCGGGGACGCGGCCAACACCUGCGUCAUCUGCCUGAGCCACAGCCGCACCUGCGUCUUCCUCGACUGCGGGCACGUGUGCUCGUGCGACAAGUGCUACCAGGCCCUCCCGAGGCCCCCGCGUUGUCCCAUCUGCAGGCAAGAGAUCGCCAGAGUGGUGCCUUUAUAUAACAGCUGAAUUGCGGGGGCCUCCGGGAGUAGUUUUCUCACCCUUUUGAGUAUCGCUGCAGUCCAGAGGGGUGCAUGGCUGCAGCGCUUUGCGCGUUGGAGGCGGAGCCGAGCCGCGUAGCUUCCGGGUACAAACAGAGACCUGGAAUACUUGAUGCCUGCUGUGCCUUCGGGACUGGGCCGCUUUGGAUAUCAUGCCAAAAGGAAGGUUCUUCUCCGUUGAGAAUUCACGUCUAUGCAACUGCGUGGCGUCUCUAACUCUGCCUUCCUCGGCCGGGUUGGACUACAGCUCCCAUAAACCCCUGCCCGGGGGAUUUUGGGAGUUGUAAGCCGACACAUCUGGAAGACACUGGGCUGGGGAAGGUGGCUCUAACGAAUCCUGGUAUUUUUUCCUGUAGGCGAACUCACGGGAUCAUGUUUCUAGACCUGUCUAUUUCUUUUGCGCUACUCCUGGCUAGCGCUGCGUGGGCUGCCCCGAGAACGUUUAAAGACCCCAAUUCUCCACUAAGCAACUCCCAAGUUCAGUGCCCAGAAUAAAAUCCGCUUGCAUUGCCUGUGUUCUAA